Messenger RNA from Cyprinodon variegatus (sheepshead minnow), 6153 nucleotides. It is a transcript of the gene fer1l6, whose product is annotated as fer-1-like family member 6. Gene Ontology annotation, biological process: plasma membrane organization. Gene Ontology annotation, cellular component: membrane. Lineage: Eukaryota; Metazoa; Chordata; Actinopteri; Cyprinodontiformes; Cyprinodontidae. The record is from RefSeq and is a predicted model, not a curated record. The coding region runs from base 281 to 5848 and encodes 1855 amino acids. The transcript has 45 exons.
GGGGGAAGAGCCGAUAUAUUUAAGGCUUGAUAGAGAUCCAUUUUAUUUUUGCAUAGGAAGCAACAAGCAGAAGUUGUUAAGUCGUGCAGGAAGUCUGAGAGCCAGCCAUGCUUCCAGGGAAAGAUGUCAAAGAAGGAAAUUGACAGCAGAUAGAAUAUUAUGUGUCCCUUCUGAUCUGACUGGGCAGAUCUUAGGAAAAGUACAGCUAAAGUCAAGUCGGAUUAUAUGUGAAGUGAAAUCUUUAUUGUGGGAACAUAAGACUUUUGUAGAAAUCAGCUAAAUGGAUCUAUUGGACAGUCCUGCAUCUCAGCACAGAAAGGGGAAGAAGAAGCUGUUUGGCCUCAAAGUGAAGAAGAAAAAGAAGAAAGAAAGCGAAGAUCUCGUCCUGGCAAAUAAAGGCGCUGUGGACAGUGAGGUGGAGGCUUCCUCUGAAGCAUCUUUCCUACAGGAAGGAGAGAACCCUGAGGAGCAGCUGGCCAUCAGAAGAAUAAAACCAAACACAAAGAGAGCCAAACUUCAAACUCGCAUUCAGGGCAGUGAAGGAAAACCAGAGAGCUUCCAGAUUGCCAUCAAUAUCACAGAAGCCAGGCAGCUUGUGGGGGAAAACAUAGACCCCAGUGUGGUGAUUGAGAUUGGGGAUGAGAAGAAGCAGACAUCCGUCAAAGAAGGAACCAACGCUCCAUUUUACAACGAGUAUUUUGUUUUUGACUUCUUUGCCCAUAAAGAGGUCUUUUUCGACAAAAUCAUCAAACUGAUGGUUGUUCACUCAAAGAUGUUGAAGUCAUUUACCGUGGGAUCUUUUAAGCUGGACGUUUGGACGGUCUACAAGCAGCCAGGUCACCAGUUUAUGAACAAGUGGGCAGUGUUGACCAACCCAGGUGACCUGAGCACUGGAGUCAAAGGCUAUGUUAAAUGUGACAUCAGCGUCUCAGCAAAAGGAGAUGCCGUGCAGCCGGGACCAAAAGCGAGUGAUGCUGAAGAGCAGAUCGAAAAGAACCUCCUGAUUCCAGAGGGGCUUCCCUCUGAGCGCCCGUGGGCCCGUUUCUGUGUGAAGGUGUACCGAGCUGAAGGCCUCCCUCGAAACAACUCCAGCAUUAUGGCCAACGUUACCAAAGCCUUUAUAGGAGACAACACAGCACUCAUUGACCCCUAUGUUGUAGUCAGCUUCUUUAAACAACUGGGUCGCACGUCCACCCAAAAGUCCUCAGCUGAUCCGGUGUGGAACGAGCAGAUUGUCUUCACUGAGAUGUUUCCUCCUUUGUGUCAGAGAUUAAAGAUUCAGGUCUGGGAUGAGGGAAGCAUGAAUGAUGUUGCCAUAGGAACCCAUUACUUUGACCUAAGACGUAUUUCUAAUGAACAAGACGGUGACAAAGGGUUUUUACCAACGUUUGGUCCUGCUUGGAUUAACCUAUAUGGCUCAGCGCGAAACUUCUCCUUGGGUGAUGACACAGGGGAACUUAAUGAAGGCAUUGGCGAAGGGGUUUCCUUCAGGGGUAGGGUCUACUUGGAGCUGGCGGUGGAGAUCCUGUCCGGAGGCACGGGCUCAGAGUCCAAACUCAGUCGGAUGAUUAAACCUGUGAAAGACAUAAAAGCAGGGAAAGCUGGUGUGAAGGAUGCAAAGAGUCCUGCUGGAGGAGCCGGAGGAGGGACAGGGGCAGCUGAUGAUGAUAAAGGAAAAGCAGCAGAGGUCCUUCCUGUUGACCCCCCUUCUUUGCCAAAUGAAGAUGACUGUGAAACCUUCCUGCUGUUUGGCGCAUUGCUUGAAGCCACCAUGAUUGACCGAAAGAUUGGAGACAGGCCCAUCAGCUUUGAGUUCUCCCUUGGUAACUAUGGCAAUGUCCUGGAGUCUCCAUCUCAGCAAAGCACUGCCAGUCCUGCUGUGACUAGAAGGAGGAAGGCUCUUGACGUCCCAGAUAGCAGUGAAGCAUUUGGCUCCUCAAUGCUGAGCUGCUCUCCUACCAGCUCAUCCUCACUGCUUCUACCCAAAGAACCUUUGGACACAUCUUUAGCCUCUAAAUCCACCACACCUCCAGAGAAACCUCUCAUCGUUGAAGGAAACAGACACUACAUGUAUUUACCUCUGGAGAAGAAGCCCUGUGUGAAUGUGGUGAGCUACUGGGAGGACAGAACUUACCGGCUGCACAACUCAAAUAUGCUGGAGAAUAUAGCAACACUCUUUGAGGAGGGUGUUUCCGCUGCUGCUGAGCUACUCAAGAAGUUGGACCCAGCAGCUGAAGCGACUUUAAGAGCUGUGCUCAGAAACUUUUGUUUGGAUGCCAGGAGUUUCAUUGCAGCUGCAGAGGCCAAACUGAAAGCAGGGCAGAAGAGCAGCUUUCUGACUCUGCUGGACAAGAAACGCUUGACCAUGUGCAAACAGGAGCUGGAGAGCAUGAUCGGAGAGGCUGAGUCGUUGUUGGGGAGGAAGAGAACAGGGGGAGCAAAAGAAAUCCUGCAAGAAGCAACUAAGCUAACACAAAAACUGCGUUUCCUCGUGGAGGAGCCCCAACAUACAGUCCCGGACAUGUUUGUGUGGUUGCUUAGCAACAACAAACGUGUUGCAUAUGCCCGGGUUCGAACCAGAGACCUGUUGUACUCCAGCAACCAGGAAUCCAGAGGAAUCCUCUGUGGGAAGAUAUUAACACUAUAUCUGAAGCCACCAGGGAAGCGGCCUUCAGGACUGUCAGUUCAAGCCAAGCUGGACGUGUAUCUGUGGUUUGGAGCUUGCUCAGACUCUGCCCACAUGCUGGAUGACCUGCCUGCAGGAUACCGACCAGACACAGGGGGCGCCGAUGGUAACAGCCCUCCUUCAUACCUGCUUUGCACAGAGCAGCACCAGUUCGCGCUGCGCUGCCACAUGUAUCAGGCUCGUGGUCUGAUCGCUGCAGACAACACAGGCCUGUCGGACCCAUUUGCUCGAGUCACGUUUCUCUCACACUGCCAAACCACCAAUAUCAUUAAUCAGACUCUCAGUCCUACAUGGAAUCAGUGUUUGCCAAUGAGCAACCUCGUGCUGAGUGGAGACCUGCAGCAUGUCCUGGCAGAGCCGCCAUAUGUUGUUGUUGAGGUUUACGAUGACGACGCUCUGGGAAAGGCAGAGUAUCUGGGUGCCACAGUGGCCGUCCCUGAAGUGCGGUUGGCCUCCGAACCCUACUCCCCCCCUACCCUGCAGUAUAGCCCAAUUCACUGUGGCAGCCAAUCAGGAGGAGACCUGCUGGCCGCAUUCGAGCUGCUGCAGGUUAAAGACUCUGAACAGCUGAAUGUUCCAGAUUUAGAGGAGCAGGAAGGAGGCAUCUAUACUGUUCCUGCCUACAUUAGGCCUGUUCUCAGCACCUACAGGCUGGAGGUUUUGUUCUGGGGACUGAGGGAGCUGAAGAAGGUUCAGCUCCUAUCCGUUGAUCGGCCACAGGUGUUCAUCGAAUGUGCAGGUAAAACCCUGCGCUCCUCGGUUAUCCAGAAGUACAAGUCCAACCCAAACUUUACCACACUGGUAGAUGCCAUUGAGCUGGUAAGAUCAACGUCCUUUACACAAAUAGACUACAUUAGGAUGAAAUUUGUUGCACCCAAACAGGUCUGUAUCUCAUGGAUUAUGUUAAAGUGUGGCACACAGAUCAGUCAGCACAGAAUAUAUCUCUUCAAUUCAAAUCUCACCACAAUUUUGACAGGGCUGUCCCAGGAUGCUAUGGAGACCUGCUCGACAGUGGCCCUCACCAAUCAGGACUUCCUAAUUACUGUGGAGGACGAAGCUUCUCCAGCUCCAGCUCCAGCUCCACCUACACCACAACCAGAACCUAAAAGAAAGAAGGAGAGAAUCUCAAAGAGCAUCCACAGAUCCACCAAGAGGAAGAGGCGGACAAUUGCGGAUGAAUCUGCAGAGUCUGUUAUUGACUGGUGGUCCAAAUACUUUGCAUCUGUAGACAAACAAGCAGCCCAGAAGACAAGCUUUGAACUACCAAACGCGUUUGAGAAAGCUUCACCAUACCACAGCAUGCUCAGCGAUGGAAUAGACACUUUGGUCGGCAGCCAGUCAGAUGGAGACAAGAAGAAGAAACAGAAAGGAAAGGGGACGCUGGAGCUCCCUACUGGCUUACCUACUAAAAUAGUGACACUCCAGCUAUACAAUAAAGAGCUGGAGGCAGAGUUUGGUGCGUUUGAUGAUUGGGUCAGCACAUAUGAACUGUUCAGGGGUAAGGCCAACGAGGAGGAGGGAACAUCUGAUGAGAGGUUCGUUGGGAAGUUUAAGGGUCGAUUCUGCCUCUAUAAGAUAAGUGAUGAUGAAGCAGAGGAUGAAGAGGAUUUCAUCGACUUAGGCCACUUCAGGGUGAACAGAGGAAUCCCUCAGAACAUUUCUGUACAAGUUCUCAUCCGGGUUUACGUCGUCUCAGCGUCCAACCUGCAUCCAGCGGAUCCAGAUGGGAAGGCUGACCCUUAUAUUUUACUUCGCCUUGGGAAAAAUGAAAUCAAAGACAGAGAUAAUUACAUUCCCAAACAGCUAAACCCUGUUUUUGGAAGAUCUUUUGAGAUGCAGGCCACAUUUCCUCAGGAGUCACUGCUGUCGGUGCUGAUUUACGACUAUGACCUGGUAGGAGGUGAUGACCUGAUUGGAGAGACUCGCAUUGAUCUGGAGAACCGAUUCUACAGCAAACACAGAGCCACAUGUGGACUCCCCACUGAGUACAGCCUAGGGGGUUAUAAUGCCUGGAGAGACUCUCUAAAACCAUCGGAGCUGCUGUCAAAAAUGUGCAGAGAAUAUGGUGUGGAUGGUCCUCAUUUUAGACCAGGACGCAUCACCGUGGCUGACAAAAUCUUCACAGGCAAAACAAUCUACAUGGAUGAAGAUGAGCCGGUGGAGUCCUAUGAGCACCUGUCCCUCAAAGUCCUGCACCGCUGGGCUGAGAUCCCAGCUGUGGGAUGCAAACUAGUACCAGAACACAUUGAGACAAGAACUCUUUACAACAAGGCACGGCCUGGAAUGGAUCAGGGUCAGGUCCAGAUGUGGGUGGAUAUGUUUCCAAUGGAUUUACCUCAUCCAGGACCCCCAGUGGAUAUUUCACCCAGAAAACCCAAAGGGUAUGAGCUGCGCAUCAUCAUCUGGAACACAGAAGAUGUGAUCCUGGAAGACUCAAACUUCCUGACCGGUCAACAGUCCAGUGACAUCUAUAUCAAAGGUUGGCUGAAAGGUUUAGAAGAUGACCGACAGGAAACUGACGUCCACUACAACUCUCUGACCGGAGAAGGAAACUUCAACUGGCGCUUCGUAUUCCCCUUUAGCUACCUGCCUGCUGAAAAGGUUGUGGUGGUGAAGAAGAGAGAGCACAUUUUCUCCCUGGAUAAAACAGAACAGAAGCUUCCAGCCAUCCUCAUCCUGCAGGUCUGGGACUUUGAGACGCUCUCCUCAGAUGACUUCCUAGGUACGCUGGAGCUGAACCUCCACGGAUUUCCCCGUGGAGCGAAAACAGCCAAGUCGUGUAAAGCUGACAUGCUGACGGAGGUGACAGACAGAAUCUCCAUCUUCCAGCAGAAGAGAGCUCGAGGCUGGUGGCCUUUCAGCAAGUCUGGAGAGCUCACGGGGAAGGUGGAGGCAGAGUUCCAUCUUGUGACGGCUGAAGAGGCUGAGAAGAAUCCUGUUGGAAAAGCACGGAAGGAACCAGAACCACUGCCCAAACCAAACCGUCCAGACACCUCCUUCUCCUGGUUUGUCAACCCUUUCAAGUGUUUCUUCCACUUGGUGUGGCGGAACUACAAGAAGUACAUCAUCAUCGCUCUGGUCCUUCUGAUCACCGUGCUUUUCCUCGCCCUGCUCUUCUACACUCUGCCAGGAGCGAUCUCUCAGAAGAUUAUCAAUGGAUAACAUUUGACUGGGCCGGCAGUUUUUGGACAGAUUUAGAAAUGAUCAUUAUUCAAACUUUAAUCUGAUAAGUUAACAAUAUAAUGAAAAAAAAGAAUCCAAUAAAACAAACAGUUGUAAAAUUAUUUAUGCAAACUCAGAACUCGUCCCCCUGUAACUUUAUCUUAUGUGAUUUUAAAGUUUUAAUACUAAGAAGCAAACACCUCUGACUGCUGGGAUUGUUAAGAAGACCACUGCAAGGAUCAUGGUAGAGAAAACAUGAAUAAACAAAAAAACGUAAAAACAGGGUUCCUACAGCAUAAGGCAAA